AUGGCCGAAGUCCCUCCGAGGGCGCUACGAUCCUACAUUUGCUAUUUUUGGUGGUCCAAAUUCAUCGGUGCUCUUCCGUCACCCAACCUUGCGCCGCUUUCUCCCCUUCGCAAUAUGCAGUUUUUCUCUAGUAAUAAUGUACAAAUGGCAGAUCUUACAGGGAUCCUAUCUACUGCACAGUAUAUUCUGCCGUCGGGCCAACCUUACCUCAAUCCAUCACCAGUCGCACCACCACCUUAUCAGCAUACUACAGGCCUAGACGCUGGAGUCGCGGCAGGGAUUCCCGUGAAUAUGGAGCCGCAGGUGACAGAAAAUACAGAGUCCAACUUGGAGAAGAAGAUGGAAGACAGUUCUCAGAAAACCUCGUGGCACGUUUAUAAUGAAAAGACAGCUCAGGAAGACGGCGAGUUUGUGAGAUCUGUCAACGCUUCUAUGGAUGUACUCCUGAUAUUUGCGGGUCUCUUCUCGGCCACAGCGACUGCUUUCUUGCAGUUUACGCGCCCACUGCUCCAGGAAGACGAAGUCGAGAAGUCGAAUGACCUCCUACUCGCGCUCUUCCACAAGAUGGAUAACUCAUCGUAUUCACUACCCGAGCGUAAACCAUUCGUCGUCCCUGCGGGAGCAUGGGCUAUCAACUGCCUUGUCUUCGCCAGUAUUGCCGGAAGUUUAAUCUCUGCCUUUUUUGCCAUUUUGGUCAAGCAGUGGGCCGCUGGUAUUAUCAGCGGACUCAAAGGCAUACCAACCCCUCAACUUCGCGCUCGAACGCGUCAUUUUAGAGCAGAGGGUGUCCGGAGAUUCUACUUCGCGCAUAUUGCCUCAUUUGUUCCUGUUGUCGUACAUUUCUCGCUGGUGCUUUUUGGAGUCGGGAUCGUCGAAUUUCUCAUCUACUCAGACGAGCGACCACUCGCGGCAGUGGUGAUCACCUGCUUGCUAUUAGGUGCAGGGGCUUACUUCCUCCUCUCGCUUCUGCCGCUAUUUUAUCUCAAUGCUCCAUUCCAGUCUCCCAUGACAACGAUUUUCCGCUUCUUCGCCUCAAGCAUUCGACGGAUAUUCUCCUUGUAUUCUCCUCAACGGCCACCAAAGUCCUCGGAGCACAACGAAACUCUCGAUGAGCUCAUUGGUAAACAGGACCAAGUCUCGAGGCAUAUACAUCUCUCAUGGAAACUGGACAUUGACGUCCUAGUUUCCCUCAUGGCGAUGGCAGACAAGCACACGGAGCGCUGGGUUCUCGAGCAAACACUGCGCGAUAUGCGAGGUCUCAUCAAAGUUCAGAAAUCGGCGCCUCGGCUCUUUUGUCACCCGGCUAUACUGCGCACAUACUCGUACCUUGUGUCGACCUCAAUAUUCGAGGGCCAAAACGAGACGGUCACUCUCGCCCGGGGUCGAGAACCGAGAGCCCGGGGAUUAUGUCGCUUCUUGAUAUGGCUGGGUUCAGUUGGUGCGGAGAGCAGCUCCAUGCAAGACCUGUGCCGCUUCCUUGAGGAUCAGACAUUGGUCAGAAAGCAAUCGGCACUGCCAACAGCAUUACGUGCAUAUGGCUUGAAACACAAGCGAACAGAAGACGUACUCUUGGGGGAGAUGGCGGUUCAAGAGCUUGGACAUAUGAGUCAAAAGGCUGGGAGACAAUGUACAACGUGUGUUGACUUUAUCCUUCACGCUAAUGGUGGCUGGGCAACCACGAAUCCUCAUAGUCAGAUUUACGAAUAUCUCAUCUCUCUCAGACCGGAGACCUGGGUAAACGAUAUCAAGCGUGGGAGAGCAGAGAAAGAGCAGAUGAUUCGGUACAUUGCCGCGCAGACUCGUUGUCUUGCCAGUUUCGCUCCCAUUAUUCCACCUUCAAAUCUGGCAUACACGAGAAUGCGAAGUCUGAUCACCAAGUUCCACCUUGGCGACCCUGCACUUGCAAAUAUAUGGAAUGAGACGGUUCCCAGCUCGACUAUCGAGUUCACAAACCCGCAUCUCUCUGCUUGGUUGAGGGAUAUGGAAACACAGCGGAGUUAUCAAUCUUCCUAA
This is a messenger RNA of Serendipita indica DSM 11827, 2013 nucleotides long. The record is from the annotation of a GenBank genome assembly. Lineage: Eukaryota; Fungi; Basidiomycota; Agaricomycetes; Sebacinales; Serendipitaceae.